AUGAUCUUUACAGUGGGAGUGUUUUUUUAAGUAUAAGCAUCAAACCUGUGUAACCAGUACUUUGUUGUGCCCGGACAACACAGAAUCACCAUACUUCCUGUAUCUAAAGUAGAAAUUCUACAUUUUGAGCAGCUUCUCCAAACCAGUCCAGUCAGUCAUGGCAGAGUGUCAGCAUUUCUCUUUCGGGAGUGAGGACUUAUACACUUCAAUGGGAAACCAACUGAAGGAAAUCAUAAAAGACAGCAAAUCAAUAAAAGGACCUUUCACAAGAUACAUUCUAAACACAGCAACUGUAAUCGAUGCAGAAAGACUAAAGAGAAAGACUUUUGGAGAAAAAGUCGAGGGCAAACCUCAUAAAACCAUUUUAAUGGUUGGAGAAACAGGAACAGGGAAGUCUACUCUCAUUAAUUCCAUCGUCAACUACAUGCUGGACAUCCAGUGGGAAAACGAGAUCUGGUGUGAGAUCAUAGAGACAAAAGAAAACCAGCAUGAUUCUCAAACAGAUACAGUGAAUGUGUAUGAUAUCUUUACUGAGCAGAGCCCAUUCUCUCUCACAGUCAUUGAUACACCUGGAUUUAGAAGCACAGAAGGAGCUGAGAGUGAUAUAGAAAUCGCUGAAAGUUUACACGAGUUAUUUCGAUCCAAGGAUGGAGUUCAGGAAAUUGAUGCAGUUUGUCUUGUGGUUUCGGCAAACACCACUCGACUCACAGACACACAGCUGUAUGUGUUUGAUGCCGUUCUGUCUUUAUUUGGUGUUGAUGUAGAGAGAAACAUUGUUGUGUUGAUUACACACGCCCAGGACAAGCCAGUUAAUGCCCUAAAGGCCAUCAAAGCAUCUCAGGUCAAAUGUGCUAAAACUUCUGAAGGCAAGCCUGUGCACUUCUGCUUUGACAACUCUCUUUGUGAACAACUUCAGGAUGAUGGUGAUAAUGAGGAUGAUGAUGACGAUGAUAAUGAUGAUGAUGAGGAGACAUAUUCUAAAAAGAAACCCCACAAAUAUCAAGAUCAGUGGAAAAAAAAUAAGAAAUCCAUGAAAAGAUUUUUUGAAUUUUUGAGCAAAGCCAGCCCUAUAAAUGUAAAGCUGACUGAACAUGUUCUGAGAAAACGCAAACAACUGAAGGCAUCCAUCAGCAACCUAAAAGAUCGAACCACACUGAUAGAACUCAGAAAAACUGAGCUGGAACAGACAAAAGCUGCUCUAAAGCAACAUGAGGAAGAAAAGAAGGACAAUAAGGACUUUGAAUAA
Messenger RNA from Astyanax mexicanus (Mexican tetra), 1246 nucleotides. RefSeq lists its product as uncharacterized. Gene Ontology annotation, molecular function: GTP binding. The record is from RefSeq and is a predicted model, not a curated record. Bases 158 to 1246 code for a protein of 362 amino acids. The transcript has 3 exons. NCBI's taxonomy places the organism in Eukaryota, Metazoa, Chordata, Actinopteri, Characiformes, Acestrorhamphidae.